Messenger RNA from Miscanthus lutarioriparius, 486 nucleotides. The record is from the annotation of a GenBank genome assembly. Lineage: Eukaryota; Viridiplantae; Streptophyta; Magnoliopsida; Poales; Poaceae.
AUGGGCUCACAGAGCUGUGGUUCUUGCUAUGUGAAAUCCAUUCUGGACAGGAUGAAGCCCAGAUGCCUGGAAGGAAAGACGCAGCGCUGUGAGACCAGCACCAGCACAGCCAGGAGCAGGGCAGGAACAAGGCAAGACACUCUUGAAGACAUCAUGUAUUCUCCACAGAGCAUCGAAGGCGAUGCACUUGGGGUACCAUCUCCUCGGAGGCAUUCUCCAAAGGUCUGCCCACUUAACAUGGACUGCUCUUACGAGAACAACUCUCCAAAUGUCAGGGAGAGCUUCUCCAUUGAUCGAAUGUCCAUGAGGAGCCAAAACAGUGUUGUCAGGAGGGUUAGCUUCAGAUCGCCUGAUGAAUCUGAUGUCUUCAUCAUCCCAGCGCGCAAUGAUCCUGAUGAGUACUCCACUGAUGAUGAAUCCACAGAGGAUGUAAGUGAAGAAAUUGAUCCAAAGAAACCUCAUUAUGUAAUAACUAGAUACUAUUAA